Molecule: messenger RNA, 4882 nt
Organism: Suncus etruscus (white-toothed pygmy shrew)
Lineage: Eukaryota; Metazoa; Chordata; Mammalia; Eulipotyphla; Soricidae
Gene: C10H4orf50
Product: chromosome 10 C4orf50 homolog
Exons: 15
Coding region: 164-4498 (1444 amino acids)
Source: RefSeq, a predicted model, not a curated record
AGUGGGCGUACUUGAGCGGCUAGUGCCCCAGAGCUUCCCAGCAGUGCCUGCAAACUCAGAGGAGCUUCUUUCGCCCCCACCCGCACCCCGGAGGCUCCACAAGUUCCACUCUGGGAGUCGGGCUCCUCCAGCUGCCAGGACCCCCAAGCCACCUGCUGGAGCCAUGGAGCCACAGGCCGAGGGGCCAACGCAGACUUUCAGCUAUGUGGUCCAGGCACCAGGUGGCGAUGACACGGACGUCAUGAAUGUGAAGGUGAAGAUCGACACACGCUGGGUUUUCAGGGACGCAGACGAGAGUGACGAAGAGGAGGCCCCGGGCUGUGCCGGCAGGGAGGCUGCCCACCCUGGCCUGCUCAGCAAACCCCACGAUCGCUCAGAGCAGACACUGCUGGCGCUGGUGGACACGUCCGAGAGGUCACAGUCAGGACUAAGGAGCAGGAUCCGGGAGCUGGAGCGGUCAGAGCGCAGACUCAUGCGGGAGCUGGAGCAGACACGGGCCCGCGCCGCUCAGGAGAGGAGCCGCUUCCUGUUGGCCCAGGAGCAGCUGGACGCUCUGCGGGGAGCCCUGGCCCGCCAGGUCCGGGAGCAGGAGCGCGCGCGAAGGCGGCAGCAGCGGCUGCGGGAGCUGGUGCGGGCCCAGGACGCGGUGCUGGGGCAGCAGGCGGUGGCCCUGGAGCGCGCGAGGCGGACGCAUUGGCACCAGCUGCGCCUGGCGCGCGGGCAGGAGCGCCAGCUGCGGGCACAGGUCGGGCGGCUGCAGCGGGACGUGCGGCGCCUCUGUCGGGCCGCCAGCCUCCUGCUGGCCGAGCUGGAUCCCCAGGGUCCCCCGAGGCCCCCGUCCUCCAGGGCCGAGCCUGGGCAGCAGGAGGAGCUGGACUUGCCCGACUUCAGCCGCCUGGGCCUUAGGGGGCCACCCCGUCGCCCCCCGAGCCUGCUGGACGAGCCGGGUCACUGCCACCCGCACCAGGCAGCUCCUCAACCUCCCACCACGACCACCCUGGGAACCCCCCACACUACAGGGGCCUGGGCUCUGGGGAGCUGCACCAAAGUCCCCCCAACUGAGGAGGAUUUCCCAGGCCACACACAGGCCAGACCCCCACCCCUGGCCCCGGAGGACCAGGCCCUCCCUGUCUGCAGGACCGUCUGCUGCGAGGGUGCCCCAGGGCCCAGAGCCUCUGCAGGCCUGCCUCUGGGGUACCCCCACUCCCUGCACUGUGUCAGGGCUGAGCUCCUGGAACUCCCGGCCUAUAGGCAGUGUCUCCCAGCCGGUGACAGCUCUUCCUUUCCUGUGUGUCUGCCCAGCUCCAUUCCGCCCGUGGACCUGGCCUGGACCUCCCAGCCUGGGGUCCCUGAAGUCCCAGCCCCAGAGGCCUCCCUCUGUUUUCCUCUUGGUGAGCUGGAGGAGCUGGGAACCCACCUGGAGCCACUGCUGCCGUACCAGGAAGGCCUCCUAGAGGAGCACCGGUCCCCACAGGAACUGGACAAUGGACUCCCAAGUGCUCCUGGUGGUGUCCAAGGACAAGCCAGUCCCCUGGGGUGCUUCCCAGGGCAGCCCAGUGCGACCUGGGACCUGGAAUCCCGACACGCUGCACUCCCCCAGCGCCCCAAAAGAGGGCGCCAGUGUCAGGGAGACUUUUGCCGGGAGGGAGGAGUGCAGAGGAUGGGGAGGAGGGAGAGGGAACGGGGUUCUGAAAGCCUGGGGUGCAGGCAAGAAGCUGAAGACAUCAGUGGCAAGUUGGAGCCAAUCCCAGGAAGCAGGGCGCAUCUGAGCCUGGAGAAGACCUUGGGGGGCCCCAAGACCCAGCAGCACAAGGCUGGGGUUCCUAGAUACCCCCACACUGGCCCCUGCCCAGGACCCUCACAGCCCCUUCCUCGGGGAGGAUCCUUCAUGUCAGCAGACGGCCAAGUUCACAGAGGCAGGAAGGGGACCAGGGACACUGGGGGGCUCAUCACAGAAGACGGAGAGACCCCUGCGGGCACCGCUGAAUCCUGGGCUCCCGAGUGCCCACUAGGAGGGCAGUGCCUGGAACAGGAGGACCCAGCACACAGGAACUGUAAGCACGAUGAACUGAGCCGCAUGUGCUUUGGCAAUUGGCUGCUUGUGCAAGGAGCUAGUGCUGGGCGCCCAGAGCCGCAUGGUGAGGGGGCCUCUGUAGCUUUAUCACGGGAAGGAGGCAGGGCUGUCCCCCGGAACCCAGACUCUGAGGGCCCUGAGAACAGGGAGAGGUGCCUCCGACUGCCAAGCUGGGUCUCAUUCCCAGAACCUGCUGCCACCCUUCAAGGGGCCCCUUGCAAAGCCCAGGACAGGCUCAUGCCCCCCAUGGCUGAGCUCACAGAGGAGAUGGAAGCUCAUUUUCUGCAGCCCACGAAGCAUGAAGGACAUGAGGGCCACAUGCACACAGUUUCCACACAGAUGGCCACAGAGAGCUGGAUUUUGGUUCCGAAAUGGUCCAGCCCCCAGGAGUGUGCUUGGUUAAGCAGGGACCUGGGGGAGGUUUGCCCAGGCCGCAAAAGAGCCCCGGAGUGGAGUUUGGGAGUUCGGCACAAAGAGAGGGAAGUCCUGGGGACCAGCCAUGUCAUCCUGGGCAAGGCUCCCCUGGGGGGCUUCUCUGAGCUAGGCCUGAGUCAGCCCUCCCCACCACCUGCGUCUCUGGAGAGGGCUGGGAGAUGGUUCUGUGAGCUCGUUUCUGCACAGAAAACAGAGCAAAGCUCCUUCUGGCAGGACAAUGUGCAGCUUCAGGGAGCUGAAGAGAAAAGUGACCCAAAAGUGCUUGCCUUGGAGGACAAGAGGGAGAGAGUUGCAGCCAUGACAGACCAGGGCCCGCUGGUGGACGCCCUGUCCAGCUGCAAGAGCGACCUGGCCCAGGCUCUGCAGGCCAUCUCCGACCUGGAGCACUGCAACCAGAGCAACUACCGCAAGAUUUCUCAGCUGGAAGAGGACAAAGAGAGGCUGCAGAGGCGCCUGAGGAGGUUGCACCGGGCUGUGUGGGAGCGCGCCGGUUCCUGCCGAGGUGCAGCCAAGCAGGUCCGUCUGGGAAAUCUUGAGCUCAAGGCACUGAUCUCGGAGCUGGGGAUGAGUUUCAAAGAGCUGAUGCAGGACUUUGUGUUGGGGAUAGAAGGCGUGAUCGGGGCUGCCCAGGAGGAAAAUGCACGCCUGGGACGCAGGAUCCAGGGCCUGGAGAGGGAGGCAGAGGCCCAGAAGGCGCUUGGGAGCCCCGAGUUUCCUCAGGGAAGGAGUGAGACGGGGCUGGGUCUGGUGGACGCUUCAGAGAGGGGCGCAUGGGCAGCAGGAGUCCACAGGCCUCUGAUGGUGGACAUUGGAAUGGACUUAACUGGGGUGUGGCCGGACUCUCCUUCCAUAUGUUCGGCCGAGCCUGCCGCUCUAGCGUCCAUCCGCAGGUGUGCCCAGGAGCUGAGCACCUUGCAAAGCAGUACCAAUGGUGCUGGCAUGGAUGAUGCACAUUUGGAGGCGGAAGAGAAGAAAGCACCACCGCAUACUGCAGACCAAGAACCAGCUCUGAGGUCCCUGAAUAUAGGCUCCUGGCCCUGGGGCUCCGAGGCUGACACCCCAUCCACAGAGCAGGAGCUCAAGCUCUGCGUGCGGCGUCUGCGCCUCCAGCUGGGGACACUGCGGUGCCAGCUCCGGGACCAAGGCGCAGCCAGGGAUGCUGCUCUUCACCUCCGGGACCAGCUUCAGGGUCAGCUUGAAGAACUUCGGGAAAAGCACCAUGAAUCCUGUGUAUCUGUGGCCCCACUGAAGGCCCAGCUGGCAUGUGCGGAGCGGAAGUUCCAGAAACAGGAAGCCCUCAUCACGCAGCUGCUACGGGAGCGACAUCCACAUGUGCCCACCUGCCCCCCUCUCGAGGACACGGCCCUGGCUCAGGACAACAGAGCCUUCCUGGAACCCCAGCUCUCCCAAAUAAGCCCUCUGCUGAAGGAUAAGGAGGAGGAAAAAGAAGAGGAAGAGGAAGAGGAGGAGAAGGAAGAGGAGGAGAAGGAGCCCUUUCUGAAAGGUGAGACUUUCUCCAAGGGAAGCUGGUCCUGGCGAGGUGAGAGGGGAGGGCUUUACCCGUGGAUGGAUUGUUUCUUUCCAGCUCAGUGGCUCCUGCUGGGUCCCCAGACACACCCAGACCUCCAAAGACCAGCAGGGUCCCCACCCACUUCUGAGGCUAAGGGGUUCAUGGAGCCAGAUGCCACGCAGUGCACCCCAAAAUCGGAGUCUGCGGCUGAGUGGGGGACAUUGCCGACUGCCGUUCUGCCCACCGAGGGGCCCUGGUGUCCUGCAUCACUGUUGCAAGAAAAAGGCGACUCAGUAUGUCCUGUCACUACCCCUGGAGCUCACAGCCCCCCGCCGCCCCCCGAGCUGCAGAGCCCUGCCCGCAUCCUGGCCUUCCACCGGGAGCUGAGACUCACCUUGGGCCGCAUCUCUUGGCUCCAUCAAUCUCCUCUCAGCGCUGACUUCUCUGGGUCUGCCUCCCCAGACCCCAUAAAUAUUUGAGGCCUCCGCUUCCAAGAGCGCUUUAAGAAAUUGGAAGCCAUCAAAGGCUUUGUUCCCCAGCGGCAAGUCUGCAAGGCCAGCCGGUUCAUUGUCAGGGGCUUGGGGGACGGUUUAGGGGUGGGGAUUUCUGCGGGUCUGUGGGAGCUUGGAUGAGAAACAUGCCUCUGAAACCCUGAGGUCACCACGUAGGAGAGUGUCAAGGCUGUGCAGGGAGAGGCUGGUCUGGGGUCCUCUCCCCGACACCGCCAAAUCUGACCGUGCCUAGGGACAUUGGGGACAGGGCAUCUUGACUGGGAAGAAACUGCUAAAGGUUUCUAGUGGGUGGAGCCCAGGGAUGCUGCUGAAACUGAACAUGGGACAGUCCCCAGAACCAAGAGUCUCCCC